Molecule: messenger RNA, 1514 nt
Organism: Chinchilla lanigera (long-tailed chinchilla)
Lineage: Eukaryota; Metazoa; Chordata; Mammalia; Rodentia; Chinchillidae
Product: olfactory receptor 6S1
Exons: 2
Coding region: 346-1341 (331 amino acids)
Biological process (GO): G protein-coupled receptor signaling pathway
Cellular component (GO): membrane
Molecular function (GO): G protein-coupled receptor activity; olfactory receptor activity
Source: RefSeq, a predicted model, not a curated record
AUUUGGGUGCAUUGCUACUGAAAGCCAGUUAUGUAUGGAGAUCAUUCAUACCUUUUAGUAGGAAGAUUGAUUAGAAACCAAUGACUUCAGUCUGCUUCCUUGCUCUCAGGGAUGCCAGGAAGGGUGGGGUCUAAAAGAAGAAAACUGAGACUCUAUUUAAAAUUCAUAAGCAAAAAAGUGAAGACAUGGCCCUAAGUGGGACACUUUUUCAGCCACUAGAGAUGAAAAGAACUGUGGACCUGUGAUUGGAGCAAGUCAGGAUAUGCGUACCGCACCAUGUAAAAUAAGUUUCUGGACUGCUCUCACUAGGACCAUGUUCACACUGUCGCUUAGGUGGAAAAGACAAUGGCUCUUGGUGGGAACCAGAGUGGUGGGAUGACAGAGUUUGUCCUGGCGGGCUUCCCAGAACUCAACGGCACAAGAACGGAACUGUUUUCAGUGCUCCUUCUUGCCUAUCUGCUGACUCUGACCAGCAAUGUGUUGAUCGUGGGAGUGGUAGGAGCUGAUACUCGCCUACAAACCCCCAUGUACUUCUUUCUGGGUCACCUGUCCUGCCUGGAGAUUCUGAUCACUUCGGUCAUCAUUCCUAAGAUGCUGAGCAGUUUCCUGUCGAGGCAACACACUAUUUCCUUCUCCGCAUGUGUUACUCAGUUUUAUUUUUAUUUCUUCCUUGGGGCUUCGGAGCUCCUCCUGCUGGCUGUCAUGUCUGUGGAUCGCUACCUGGCCGUCUGUCAUCCUCUGCGCUACCCCUUGCUCAUGAAUGGAGCUGUGUGUUCACGCAUGGCCUUGGCCUGCUGGAUGGGAGGACUCUUCCCUGUGCUUGGUCCCACAGUGGCAGUGGCCCUGCUCCCUUUCUGUAAACAGGGAGCUGUGGUACAGCACUUCUUCUGUGACAGUGGGCCACUGCUGCACCUGGCAUGCACCAACACCAAGAAGCUGGUGGAGACGGACUUCAUCUUGGCCUCUCUCGUCAUUGUAUCAUCACUGGCAAUUACUGCUGCCUCCUAUGGCCACAUAAUCUUGGCUGUCCUACGCAUGCCCUCUGCUUCAGGUCGCCAGAAGGCCUUCUCCACCUGUACAUCCCACUUGAUGGUUGUGACCCUCUUCUACGGAAGUGCCAUUUUUCUCUAUGUGCGGCCAUCGCAGAGUGGCUCUGUGGACACUAACUGGGUAGCAACAAUGAUAACAACGUUUGUAACACCAGUGCUGAACCCAUUCAUCUAUGCUCUGCUCAAUGAGCAAGUCAAGGAGGCUUUGAAGGACAUGUUCAGGAAGAUAGCAGCCAGCUUUUUAAGGAGUCUUUCACCCGCUGAACACUUCCUUAAGAAAACAGUAGAGUGAGAGUGAAGGAAUGCAGCAACCAAUCUGAAGUCCAAAUAGCUUCCUUAUCAUUUUCCCAUCACCAUCGUGGACAUCACCAAAGGACUGAAUUCUGGAACCACUGAUGAACUUCAGAGGUAUCAGGUCUACCUUCCUUCUAUUUAAGGCAAAAUUCAUUGAUUCUAUAUGAUGGC